GCUAGCUCUCAUAGUCAUAAGUUUAUACCUUUCCCAUCUCUUUUGUAUGCUUCUCGUUCUUCCCAUCACUUCUCACUUUCACAUCUAAAUUCUUUCACUUUCUUUGAGGGGGAAAUACAUCAAUAGUUAAUUGUGCAACUUUUAUUAACAAAAGCACUCAAGAUUAAUUUUUUCUUCCGGUUUUGUUGAUUUUUGGGGAUGGUCAACUUAUAUCUAUAUUUAUUAUUCCCAUCUUGUUAGCGACGACUAUGGUGACAAAUAUUUUUUUCUCUCUCUGAAGAGACAUGCCAUGAUGACAUGCCCAAAAGUUGAACCGGGUUAUUAAAAUCGGCACAUCUGUUUUCUAAGCCAGAAAUUCUUAAUUGAGAUGGACCUCGAGGAUCUAGCUCUGGAAUUUGAUUGGGCUCAGAUGGACAUCCUUAACAGCAUCGCACCUUCCUUGCUCAACAACCCCUCCUAUGGUCCGCAGCAAGUCACUGUACCCACUCUUCAAGACUCAGUUGGAACUGUAGUUGCAACACCAAAUCAGGCUCAGAAUACUGAACGUGCAUUCCACCUUCCCGAGGAAAUUACAACCUCCUCUAGCAUGGGAAACCCUCCACAGCUUGUUGCGGAUCAGUUGCCCCAGUUUUCAUCAAACUCUUCAGCUCCAAUAUUACUGGAUGAAACUCAUUCAAACUAUUAUGUACCAUCCAUGGUGGGGUUGAUCUCAGAUGGAGCAGGCUCAUUGGUUCAAGGCCAAAAUAUGGACCAGAUGAAUUACUAUAACUGUAAUCAAUUUUCUGCCAUGCAAAACAAUAAUUUACCACCAAUGAUGAAUGAUCUGGGUCAGCAAAACGAGCUUAACACAAGCAAUCAGCUGUUAAUGCCAAAUAUCCUACCAAACCAAAAUUUCAAUGGAAUUAAUCACCAGCCAUCCUCUUAUCCAAACAUUUUUCAGCAAAACCACCAGGUGGGAGUAGAAGCUGGGAAUGAGACAACAAAUGGGCAUUACAUGACUAACCAAAGAUCCCAAUUGUGUGCUCUCAACAAUCAUCAUGCCAUCAACCCUAACAUUGGGAAUGAGAACACAAAUGGACAUUUCAUGACUAACCAAAGAUCCCCAUUGUGUGCUCCCAACAAUCAUGGCAUGAACAAUCAGGCCAUCAACCCAAACAGUGGGUGGAAUUCCCCGAGGUCCCUUUGGAUGCAAGAUCAAGGAAACGAAUACAAUCCAUUGCUGCACAACCCUGGUUUUCAGCAGCAGAGCUCCACAUUGAAUGGACCUAAUACAGGUCUUACCUCCACCUUCAACAAUUCCUCGGCAUUGAACUCUGCUAUGAUGGGGCUUUCAGGUACUAUGUCAAGUGAAGGAUCGAGUUCACAAUUGCUUAACAUGGAUGCGCCUCAGUUCGCAAACCUUUUAAGGCCUGAAAGAGCACCAGGGGCGCAACUGCAGCAAGCUGUGAACCCUCUUUAUAUGAACACAAUCACUCCACAACGUGCUGGCAAUGGACAUGGACUUCAUAUGUCUUCUUCUUUCGGGGCUCAAUCUUCAGCGUCGUCAAUUCUAAGCAUGCUGAAUCAGAAUGACAGAUCAACGGUUAGUUCCUAUGGUCCUUAUUCUACUCUACAGCAAAACUCAAGCCUGAACAUGCCAUAUGAAAGGCAGGUGCAACGAGAACCCCCACGUCGCGGUCGUCCCCGGAAACGAUUUGAACCAAGCGAUGCGGUAACUUCGCCUUAUAAACGUCGAAAGAAGGGUUUCGCUAGAGAAAAUGCUGGAAAAACACCCUUAUCCCAAGCAAACAGCACUCCUCAUGGUGUAGAUCAGAACGCCAAUGCUGAAAUAGCGAGGAACUUUGUCAACACUAUGUAUGACCCGUCAUUUGAGAGGGCUGGUGUUCCCAUUGACCCUCUUAUCAGAUUGUUAAACAAAACAUCUGAGAAACUUGCAGUGCCUGCGCCUGCAACAACGAUGUAAGCUUCUGGAAUCCUCAAGAACAGGCGAAUUGAAUGAUGUCAAUUCUCAAAGAUAUUGGACAAUGAUGUCAGUAGUUUGAAUAAUUUGAAACAAUGGUUAUAAACUUCUAGACAAAUAAAGUUGUGUAAACAAUAAGACAAGUUCUAUGCAAUAAACUCCUGUCCAUUUUGGUUUUCAUUUCUGACUGGAAGUUUUUGAGGAUUAAUAUAUGGUUACA
Messenger RNA from Cajanus cajan (pigeon pea), 2180 nucleotides. Lineage: Eukaryota; Viridiplantae; Streptophyta; Magnoliopsida; Fabales; Fabaceae. The record is from RefSeq and is a predicted model, not a curated record.